AUGGCCUCCCCUGUUCACCAAAAACCGGAGGUUGUCUCCAUAUCUCCUCUGCUCAAAGCCCUAGCAUACCCCUCCACCGCUGAUAUCCGCGUCAGUGCAAAUGACAUUGCCUCCGCAUUUGCUUAUAUCUUCGAGGAUCGCCUAUCAGAUAUUCAAACUGCGGCAUUGUUGACUCUCCUGCACUCUACCGGAAAAGACAAACAGGCAGAUGUCAUUGCAAAAUGCUCUGAGCGCAUGAGAGAUGCUGCUUGCCAGAUUGACAAGGUUUCACUGAAGAAGAUUGUUAAGUCGCGAGGGAAAAGAGAAGGCAAUUACCGCGGUGGUCUGUGUGAUAUCGUCGGAACCGGUGGUGACUCACACUCGACCUUCAAUGUCUCUACAACUUCCUCCAUCAUUGCCUCGCCAUUGAUUAUGACUGCUAAGCAUGGAAACCGUGCCCAAACUUCUCUCUCCGGAUCUGCCGAUGUCCUCAAUGCUAUCCAGCCCAUUCCUCCGAAUAUCAACGCUAUUAACGCCAGCAAUAUUGCAAAGGUGUACGAAGAGACAAAUUACUCUUUCCUCUUUGCUCCCAACUUCCACCCUGGCAUGAUGUAUGCGAACCCUGUGCGUCGUGGUCUCGGCAUCCGGACCAUCUUCAACCUUAUGGGUCCUCUGGCCAACCCAGUUGAUUGGGCAAUUGAAGCUCGGAUGGUUGGAGUGGCUUACCAAAGCCUCGGCCCAGUCUUCUGUGAAGCUCUUCGACACACUGGUUCCAAGAAGGCACUUGUAGUCUGCGGUGAAGAGGAUAUGGAUGAGAUUAGUUGCGCUGGAAGCACCAACUGCUGGAGACUCUCCGAGUACCCAAAUCCAGACUAUACACCGUCCUCCUCAGACAGUACCGACUCUGACUCGGACGAAGAAGAGGAGGAGAACCCUAAGACACUUGUGAAGGUUGAUAGCUUCAAGAUCCACCCCUCAGACUUCGGUCUCUCAACCCACCCUCUCACUGAGGUCCACGGACGCAAGAUGCCCGAGGACAACGCAAUAAAGCUAAUGAGCAUUUUGCGUAACGAGCUGCCCCGUGAUGAUCCCAUCUUGGAUUUCGUUCUCAUGAAUGUCGCCGCUUUGCUUGUUACCUCAGGCAUCUGUGAGGCCGAGACCAGCAACAUGGGCUUCGGUGAUGACGGAAAGGUCAUUACCGAGCGUGGACCCGGCGGUGGCCGCUGGAAGGAAGGUCUGCGUCGGGCACGCUGGGCCAUUGAGAGCGGCCAGGCUCUUAAGAGCCUGGAGCAGUUCAUCGAGGUCUCUAAUAAGCUUUAA
Messenger RNA from Penicillium taxi, 1299 nucleotides. RefSeq names its product anthranilate phosphoribosyltransferase. Bases 1 to 1299 code for a protein of 432 amino acids. Lineage: Eukaryota; Fungi; Ascomycota; Eurotiomycetes; Eurotiales; Aspergillaceae. The transcript is spliced from 2 exons. Gene Ontology annotation, molecular function: anthranilate phosphoribosyltransferase activity. The record is from RefSeq and is a predicted model, not a curated record. Gene Ontology annotation, biological process: L-tryptophan biosynthetic process. Gene Ontology annotation, cellular component: cytosol.